CUUAAUUGAUAUGGUUGCAUUAUCUCGGAAUUUUCCUCUUCUUGUGUUAAAAAAUGGUUAGACUGUAGUAGUGUAGUCCCACGCGCACCUAUAUAAUGUUAGAUAUAAUCGAGGAACUAUUGUGUUCUUCAUCAGUUGUCAGCACUGUGUCAAAGAUCCAAAAAUGAAAGUAUUCGUGGUAUUAUCCGUCCUGAUCGCCUUCACGGCUGCCGCCAGUCUGACUCCAGCUGAGUUGGACCUAGCAGAGGCUUUCGACUACGAAGCUCUCUUCUCCAAUGAUGAGCAGAGGAAACUGGUGUUUGAUUGCAUUCUGGGCAAGGGAGAGUGUGGUGAUUACCAAAAAAUGGCAGAAAUUUCACGGAAGGUUCUAGAGAGUAAAUGUGCGGACUGCAGCCCUCCACAGAAAGCCAAAUACGAGACUGUGCUGAAAACCAUUCAGACCAAAUACGAGCCUUUUUACAACGAACUCUUGAAGAACGUGGCAGCCAAGAAGGAAUAAGUUUAUAAAACAACGUAUCUCAAAUUUUUAUUGGACGUUUUUAAGUGAAAUAUUUUAUGUAUCGACGUUACCAUUUCAAAUAAAUCAUUUAAAAAAUUUCA
Molecule: messenger RNA, 600 nt
Organism: Helicoverpa armigera (cotton bollworm)
Lineage: Eukaryota; Metazoa; Arthropoda; Insecta; Lepidoptera; Noctuidae
Exons: 3
Coding region: 164-499 (111 amino acids)
Source: RefSeq, a predicted model, not a curated record